Molecule: messenger RNA, 1663 nt
Organism: Fomitiporia mediterranea MF3/22
Lineage: Eukaryota; Fungi; Basidiomycota; Agaricomycetes; Hymenochaetales; Hymenochaetaceae
Exons: 9
Coding region: 1-1290 (429 amino acids)
Source: RefSeq, a predicted model, not a curated record
AUGUCAGAUUCAACACCAGCCUCAGCUGCGCCAAGCUCGGGAGCAGGAGUGGGCCCUGCAUCUGUCGUUCUUCCAUCUUAUGACAAUACACUCGGUGCAAUCCUCCUCGGUGGUUUCAUUUCCAUCUUUUUGUAUGGCAUUACAUGCCUUCAGGUCUUUAUCUAUCAUCAGCGCUAUCCAAGGGAUAGGCGCAUGGUGAAGUAUUUUGUUUACUUAAUCUGGGCGAUCGACUCAUUCGAUGCGGCGUUGACUGUGCAAAUUUGUUACUAUUAUUUGGUCUCCAACUACGCGAAUCCAAUUACAAUCUUCUCGCCGGUGUGGAGCUUGAAGCUUCAUGUCUUAGUCACCUCAGUAAGCGACUUCGUCGUUCGAGCUCUUUUUACUCGACGGAUAUACACUUUGAGUCAUGGUAACAAGUGGAUUACUGGCAGUAUUAUGGGAUUGUCGAUCAUAGACUUGGUUGUUGGGACAGUCAUUACAGCACGGGCAUUCCGCAUUCCGACGUUCGCGGGACUGACAGCAGUUGCGAACCUCUUCUACCUGAAUUUUGCGAGUAAUAUCACCGCGGACAUGGCCGUCAUGUUCAUGCUGUCGUAUUAUCUAUGGACUAACAGGACUGGAUCACGAAAGACUGAUUCGUUAGUCGAGAGGCUUAUUUUGUACACUAUCAAUACCGGUGCCAUUACUGUGAUUGAUGCGACGCUUGGGCUCAUCUUUUACGCCGCAAUGCCGACCAACCUCGUUUUCAUUGCGUUUUAUCUCAACUUAAGUAAAUUCUUUGUCAAUUCAUACCUUGCUUCGCUCAACGUGCGCAAGACGCUUCUCUCGUCGAUGAAGGCCGGAGCCGGACAAGGAGACGAUGCAUUCGUGUCCAUUCACCUUUCAAGUCCCGACUCGCAGGACGUCUCACAUAAUAUGCCUGCAUUCCGUCCGAUGGCUGCCACCGGUAUGAGCCUCAGCGUACCUGGCCUUCUGACGGUCCACGAGGACCCCAAGGAAUACAAACGGGGCCGUGAUUGCGACACGCUUGAUAUGGACCUUGAAUCCGGGACGGGCACGGGCAGCACCCACUCAAGGGGCGACGUAUCAACUGCUGUCAACACUCCGGUCGACGGUGACUGCUCGUUGCUGAGCAAGGGCAACAUACAUGUUGAUGGUUUGAAUGGGGAAAAGAACGUCACUAGUGUCCUCGUGCGUGAGGACCAGCAUCCAGACAUCGAUCCGGAGGUGCGUUUUGAAACUUCGACAGCGAAGGAUGAAGACUCAGAUUCGGGCUCGCGCUCCGACUAGUCUUACACUUUGUCGUCGCAAUCUCCUAUCGAUCCGUAGUGGACCACAUGUGCUGGUCUUCGUUACAUCCUUUCAUAGCAUACAUUCUUUGACCUGUGGCAAGGACGUAACUUCUGGAACGAACAUUGCUUCUGACCUCUGGACUCGCGGUAGCCUGUCAUUGUCAUUCUUCAUUUAUCGCCUCGUGUUCCCGUCUUGCCUUGUCCCGGAUUUGAUUACUGCUCCGCCCACAUUGCAUUCGCCUUUCACUUUCCAUUAAUUAUAGCCAUCUAACCUCCGAUCCUCAAAAAGGCUGCCUUGGUCAUGUAGACCUAUUCCACUCGCUAAUGAACUCAUUUCUCGCGCAUUCAUCAUCUCUCAAACAUCGCAUUGC